GAACUUAAGUGAGGAAGCUGGCCGCUUGUAAACAGCUGACAGAGCUGAGUGCGCGCUGAGGUCAUCGCUUAAAGAGGUAUUCGUUUGCGUUACGACAGGCGAGUCCUGCAGGAAGCAAGGACUAAGGAAAGAAACUGACAUCUUCAUAAUCAAACUGUGGGAGUUGCUGCUGAGUUUGUUCUGCAAUCACCUCUUGUUGAGCACCAGAAAUAUGGAUAGACUUCUGCGACUUGGAGGAGGUAUGCCUGGCCUGGGACAGGGGCCACCAACAGAUGCUCCUGCGGUCGACACAGCGGAACAGGUUUAUAUCUCAUCCCUGGCGCUGCUGAAAAUGUUGAAACAUGGUCGUGCUGGUGUCCCUAUGGAAGUUAUGGGGCUGAUGCUCGGGGAAUUCGUUGAUGAUUACACUGUGAGGGUGAUUGAUGUUUUUGCUAUGCCACAGUCUGGAACGGGUGUCAGUGUGGAGGCAGUUGAUCCUGUAUUUCAAGCAAAAAUGUUGGAUAUGCUGAAACAGACAGGAAGACCUGAGAUGGUUGUUGGUUGGUAUCACAGUCACCCUGGCUUUGGCUGUUGGCUGUCUGGUGUAGAUAUCAAUACUCAGCAGAGCUUUGAAGCAUUAUCGGAAAGAGCGGUUGCUGUGGUGGUGGAUCCCAUUCAGAGUGUAAAAGGAAAGGUUGUUAUUGAUGCCUUCAGAUUGAUCAAUGCUAAUAUGAUGGUCUUGGGACAUGAACCAAGACAAACAACUUCAAAUCUGGGUCACUUAAACAAGCCAUCUAUCCAGGUAAAACCACUGUUGAUAAUCCUAUAAUUGCAGGACCUUUUCAGCAGUUUGGGGGGAAGGUGCCUGAAAACAGCACACUACAAGUUGUUUAUUGUUCUCUCUAUAGCAUUUUUCUGCAUGCCUUUAAAAGUGAUGUGAAUCAUCAGUGGAGUUAUGUAUAUGAAGAGUUCAAAACUGAGCCCUAAAUUAGCAAGCAAAGUGUGAAUUUCUGUGUAAUUAUUUACUGCAGAGGUUAAAGUAUAAAUUUUUUUAAAAUGUAAACUUCUAAAAGUAACAAUUGAUACCAUACCACGUGACAUCAAAUAGGAAGACUAUUAACCUUGUUCAGUAUUGCAAUUUUAAAUUAAAACUUCCUUAUUAAAUUGUCUCAGCCUUCUUAAAUUAUUCUGGAAUAAAUUAUGGAAGAAAAAAAAACAUUUUCAGUAAUAAUAUUGCCUUUCUGCUGUAUGCAUAUGCAUGUUGUUGUGUAACAUGCAAUCUGGAUUUAACCUUGCAUUUUGUCUUAAAAUUCGUCUCUGAUUUUCAUACGAUCCAGUAAUUUGCUGGGAAAAAAAAAAAGGUGGAAUAGGAGAUUCAGUGGAUCAAUAGGUCGUUUGAUUGGUUGUCUCAACUAUAACAUUUCCUUUGAGAAUGUUGUCUUAUAUGUCUUUGGAGCCAUUUGUGAAACUCGGUAUUCAGAGUUUGAAUUCUAAAGUAACAAUGUUACUAGUAAGACAAAAAAUGUUUGUCUUGAAUGAAGCAAACCAGUGUCUCAAGAUACAGCUUCUGAUCUGAAGCAAAUAUUCCCUAGAGUAACGUAAUGUUUUUAUCUGUCAUUCUUCUGCCUCAGUGUCUUUUUGUUUUUUCUCUUCAGAAAACUUUUCCCCCUUACUGUGCAUUCUAAGGGACAUGUGUACUUGCAGCCAUGUUUCUAAAUUCCUUUUCUUUUGAUCCUUUACUUAAUGAAAAUAUCUGGUAGAUAAGCAUCCUAGAAAAAUGACAGUAUGCUAGUCAUGAUAGAACUCAUGGAGAGGCUAAACUUCUGCUGUGAGGAAUGACCUUUGGGAGACUAGAUCACCAUACUCUUAGUUUUCAAAAGAUCGACUCAUUUUUAUUACUUAUGCAUUGAAACCUUUUCUUAUUAAAAUAAAUAAUUAAAACCAGAUAAUUAAACAAGAUUGUUGUGUUUUACUUUUGAUUUUUGAAUUGGCAAAAAUCAUGAACAUGAAUAAGUUUGAAACAAACAGCUGAUAUCUUGACUGGGUAUAGGCAAGCCCAUGCUUGCGUCUUUCAGGUUAAUAUCCUAACUGAGCUUUUCUGGAUCAUGUGUAAUGACUUCCCUUGUAAGCCCCUGAAGUAUUGUUAAGCUUCAUUAUUUUAAGAUCACUGUCACUACGCUAUGGCAAAUUUUGGCCAUGGGAGUUUUGGGUUUCUGUUGUUAGAGUGUUAUUUGUGUAAUUUUUUUUGCAAAUUGGCAGUGAGCUGUUGCAGUGUCACCGCUAAGCUAAAAGCCAUAGUUUGUUCUUAAUGCACAGCUGUUUUUUUCCUGCAAGGACUCGGUUUAGUCUUGCUCGUACAGUAAGAACACUACAUGACUUGGCUUCAUCCUUUGUUGUUGUUGUUGUUUUUUCCCUAUUUGCUUUUUUUCUUUUAUGAGAAACUUUUUUACCUGUUCUCUGUCUGUGCAUCCAGUUACAAGGCAUGUAGGAAUGGCAGUUCCCAUUGAAACGGUGCGCUAAGAGUAGGGUUCACUUUAGAAUGUAAAGCAAGUGUUUAUUUUAUGGGCUUCAGUUUAUGUUGUUGCAUUUGCCAAACCACAACUCCUCUCAGUGUUAGAGUAGAGUGGUUGUUUACCUUUUGUGUUUGUCCAUACUAUAAAGGAAUGGUUUGGGUGUAUGGAAGGAAAGUUGGAGAAAGAAAGGCAUCUGUCAAAUCCUGUGUAUUAUAGGAGAUUUGCAAAACUCCUAUCUACAACUGUUUUUAAAACAAAACAAAUACUUAUGCAGCAAUUUAGGUUAAGGAAAUGAUGGUGGAAAUUUCUUAUUGCUAAUAGCUUCUGCCAUGAAGUUCUUUAUUGAUGAUAAAAUCUGUGUUUGAUAAUUCUACUUAUAAUCAGUAAAAUGAGUAGUGGUUAUCCUGAACUAUUAAUUCUUGUAAAAGUAAUCAGUUGAUUUUUUUUUUUUUUAAGUCUGUGUAUCUUUGAAAAGAAAUGUGUUAAAAAAUGCAUGUCUGAGAACAUUUCCAGCUUUCAUCCAGAUAAUUUUGGAAUGCUGAAAUAUUAAGUUGCGUAAGAUGCAAAUGCACAUGCAUUCUAGAUUGCUCUAAAGAAUAUAUUUAAACAUAGACAGGUGGAACAAUUGAAACAUAAGAAACAUUUGUGGCUGUGGUUUAAGUAUGGUUUAUCUGUUUUCUAAAUACGUGCUUUGUAUGUAAAGUUUUAAUUGAAAAUAGCAAAUUAUGGUUUUGCUGAAGAUUUGUCACAUAAUUUUUUAAACUCCGCUGCAGCAAAUCCUAAUCUAAAUCACUCUUUACUCACA
Messenger RNA from Meleagris gallopavo (turkey), 3297 nucleotides. RefSeq names its product proteasome 26S subunit, non-ATPase 14 (gene PSMD14). The record is from RefSeq and is a predicted model, not a curated record. Gene Ontology annotation, molecular function: metallopeptidase activity; protein binding. NCBI's taxonomy places the organism in Eukaryota, Metazoa, Chordata, Aves, Galliformes, Phasianidae.